Messenger RNA from Cryphonectria parasitica EP155, 393 nucleotides. RefSeq lists its product as uncharacterized. NCBI's taxonomy places the organism in Eukaryota, Fungi, Ascomycota, Sordariomycetes, Diaporthales, Cryphonectriaceae. The record is from RefSeq and is a predicted model, not a curated record. The transcript is spliced from 2 exons. The coding region runs from base 1 to 393 and encodes 130 amino acids.
AUGAACCAUAUGAGCAUACAUCGCAAUGAGAACGCCCCAAAAGCAGUGCCGGCCGAGAUAAUGCAGAUGAUCGGCUCAAGCUCGCUUGUUCUCCGACUUCUAGACAGCCUCCGCAAGCUCCUAACGAUACGGAAGCGUAUUGCGGAGAUUCUUAGCGAUCUUGACGAAGAUCAUUCAGAUGAAGAGUUGUUAAAGAGAAAGAUCAACGCCAUCAAUGCUUUGGGUUGCAUAUGCAUUCGUAUGCAAGCUAUGCAGACUGCUGCCGAACCGCGUGAGGCAGCCUCGACCGAAGACACCAGCUCCUCCUCAGUCUUUUCAAAUGCUCGCACCCUUCUCGCCGACCUAAGUCACAUCGAGUCAAGUGACUUUACAGCAUCUCACGCCGAAAAUUGA